AUGUCGGCGGACGACGUACGCAAAGCAAGAAGCGUCAAGCUGAAGUAUCUGGCCACGCUGCACCAGAUCGGGCGUCCGCUGGAGGAGCCGAUUGUGGGCCGUCACUUUCGGCUUCCGGAGCGGGCGCGGCCCGCCGUGCACCCAGUGUUCGAUAUGUCGCUGUUGUAUAUUCCGAUCUACUGCCACCUGGUGCUGCAUCCACCCGAGGAAAUCGUACGUCCUUGCACGCCGGAGUUGAUAACCAGGGCGCGCAUAGAGAAAGCGGUGGAAAAUUGGAUGGACUGA
Messenger RNA from Anopheles coustani, 285 nucleotides. RefSeq names its product WD repeat-containing protein on Y chromosome. Bases 1 to 285 code for a protein of 94 amino acids. The record is from RefSeq and is a predicted model, not a curated record. NCBI's taxonomy places the organism in Eukaryota, Metazoa, Arthropoda, Insecta, Diptera, Culicidae. The transcript has 2 exons.